This is a messenger RNA of Entamoeba histolytica HM-1:IMSS, 885 nucleotides long. RefSeq lists its product as uncharacterized. The coding region runs from base 1 to 885 and encodes 294 amino acids. The transcript has a single exon. The record is from RefSeq and is a predicted model, not a curated record. NCBI's taxonomy places the organism in Eukaryota, Evosea, Mastigamoebida, Endamoebidae.
AUGUCUUAUUCAGAUAUUCUUCAAGGAAAUGUUAGUUGGUGGAAAGGACAUAAAAUGGAUAUAGCAUAUAUAUAUAAUUGUUUUAGUGGAGACAAUGGAUCAACAGCUUAUUUUACUGUUGCAGGAAUAUCCUUUACAAUUUUUUUAUUUAUUUGUAGUUUAGUUGAUUUUUUAAAUUCAUUAUCAGUAUGUUUGGGUUAUAUCUCUCUCUUUCUUAUUGUUCUUCAUUUGGAUAUUGUUGUUGAGUCAAAAAAGCUUCCAUGGAAAGGAAAAGUAAAACAUGUUCAAUACACUCGUUUUAAAAAAAGUGUUCUUGAACCAAUUAAACAUUUUAGAGAAAUGAUUUAUGAAAAGAUAGGUAUUUUAUCUAAAGAUGUACCAAAAGUUAUGAUAUUUUAUUGUAUGUUAUUUACUGGAAUAUUAAUAGUAACUAUAUUAACUAUUAUUCCAGUCAAAUUCUUUAGUUUUUGUUUAUUAAUUGGUUUAUUAACUAUUCCACAAGCAUUACGUAAUUAUGUUGAACAAGAUGUUAAUUCUGCUGAAACAUUUAGAAAAUUUGUUAAAAAACAAUUAAAAGAAAAAGGACUAUAUGUUACUGAUCAAGAAUUAAUUGAAUCUAUGAAAAAUAAUAAGCAAAUAACUCCUGAUCUUGUUAAGAAAAAAUGUGAAGCAAAGAAAUUUAAGAAAUCAUUAAAACGACUUAGUGUUCAAAAAGAUGUUAUUGUUUCACUUGGAAAUAAACUUGAUGAUAAUCAAAAACAAAUUGUUGAUGAAGCAUUAAAAGAGUCAGUCAAAGAAGUUGAAAAAGGAUAUACUCCUGAAGAAUUUGAAGAAGUUAAUGAAAAGAAAUAUCAACGACCAAAAGGUAAAGUUAAAUUUGAUUAA